Molecule: messenger RNA, 3619 nt
Organism: Caenorhabditis angaria
Lineage: Eukaryota; Metazoa; Nematoda; Chromadorea; Rhabditida; Rhabditidae
Source: the annotation of a GenBank genome assembly
AUGAGUGAACGACGUAUGGUUGGAGUUCCGCCAAGUGCCGGGGCCAGGAGACCACGUAAGUUUUGAAAUUUUAGUUAGAAAAUUCUAAUAAAACAUUUUCAGGCGGUGGAGCUACUCCUUCCGGUGCAACUCCUUCUCGAUCAUCUGCAAGAUCAGCGAAAAGACCAAAGAAAGAAGAACCAGAAGAUGAUGAAGAAGAAAAAAGACAAUCUGAAGAUGAAGAAGAGAAAAAUCCAGAUUCUGAAGAAGAAGAGGAGGAGGAAGAUGAUGAUUCAGAUGCUGAAGUUGAAGCAACUCCUGUUCGAAAAGGUCGAGGACCUGGAAAACGGAAGAGAGGAACUGCGAAAUUAACCGAUUAUCAUUUGAAAAAGAAAUCAAUUAUGGCUCGAAAAGCACAACGAGAAGCUGAAAGAGAAAAAGAACGGGAAGAAAAUGGUGGACAAUUAUUGAAAGAAAAGAAAAAAGAGGAGGAAAAGGAGAAAGUGCCAGCGAGAAAAGCACCGAUUUAUUCCGAAUUUACACCAUUGCAAUUGCUAUUAGAUCAUAUUUUGAGAAAAAUUGUUGCGAAAGAUCCAGAAGGUUAUUUUGCAACCCCAGUGACUAAAAGUGUCGCGCCAGAUUAUCAUGAAAUUGUCAAAGAGCCGAUGGAUUUUCAAACAGUUCGUGAAAAAAUCGAAGACAACAAAUAUGAUUCGAUGACUGAAUUGCAAAAAGAUUGUGAAUUAAUUGUGACAAAUGCGAUGGCUUAUAAUCAACAAAAUACCGUGUUUUAUCUCGCAGCCGCGCGUCUAAAAACUCUCAUCAAUUAUUAUUUUGGAGAGCAAUAUCUUCGAUUCGUUUUUCAUUCUCUACCAUUUGCCAAACAGAUUCCAUUAGAAAAAGCGGGUCUAACACCAUUGGCACCACUUCCGAAAGCUUCAUUAUAUAUAAAUAAACGCAAAAAUGCUUUGGUUGAUGAUUUAACAAGCGAUCAAUUGUUGGAAAAUGUCGAUUCGAAGAUUCGUGGCAAACUUGCUCCACGAAAACCCAACGCAAAACUCGCAUUUUUGUCGGAAAAAGAUGGAACAAUGGUGUUGAAUGUUUUGUCGGAUGAAACCUUGCAAAAUCGCGAGAAAAAAGUGACACUUGGUGAUAUAAUUGGGCCAUUGGAAGAGGGAACACCGGGAUUGAUUCAACUUGGCGAACAUCGACUUUAUUCGCAAUCACCCAUCAAUUAUUUGAAUUAUGGACCGUUUGCGUCGUUUGCACCGCAAUAUGAUUCGACGUGGGCGACGAUGACGAAAGAGGAUAGUGAUUUGUUUUUGAGGUGAGAUUGAGGUUAUAUUUCCGCUUACACGGAAGUGCAUAAGGUCAGGUGUUGAACUUUUGAUGAAACAUAUCGAAAUAUACCAAAUCGACCAUGCUGAUCACGAAUCCGAAGUCAAAAAUUGCCACAAAUUCCUGUGAGCACUUUUCUGGAGCUCCAAAAUUGAAAUGAAGUUUUAGUUUUUAGCCGUUUUCACCAUGUUUCAGGGUGGAAAAUCAAUUUUUAUAACAUGAAUAAGAUUGUUCACCACAUUCGAAAACCUAUCAGCUUUUUAGUUUUUCAAAAAAUAUGAAAUAGCAGCUGAAAACUGUAAUUUUUUAAAAUGCUCGGAAAACUUUAAAAAACGUGUGUAUUUACGUGUGUUUGUGUAUAUUUUCAAAACUUUUCAUAAAAAUUACAGUUUUCAGCUGCUAUUUGAUAUUUUUUGAAAAACUAAAAAGCUGAUAGGUUUUCGAAUGUGGGGAACAACCUUAUUCAUGUUAUAAAAAUUGAUUUUCCACCCUGAAAAAUGGUGAAAACGGGCAAACAACAAAACUUCAUUCAACUUUGGAGCUCCAGAAAAGUUCUCACAGGAAUUUGUGGCAAUUUUUGACUUCGGAUUCGUGAUCAGAAUGUUCAUUUUGGUAUAUUUUGAUAUGUUUCAUCAAAAGUUCAACACCUGACCUUAUGCACUUCCCUUGUUAGAAAUUCGUGAAUCAACAAUUAAAUUUCAGAACAUAUGGCGAUAAAACGAAUGCAGUGGAAGCGAUGUCAAUGAAAGCAUUCGUCGCAGAUUCUGGAGAAUUUAUGAUGAGAAUUGUUGAUGAUAUGCUCGAUUCUCUGACAAAUGGUGAACAUUCGAAAGUAUUGAAAGAGACUGGAGAGAAGAAAGAGGAUGAAAAUGAUAGGAAAUUGAGGGAGUAUUAUGCGCAAGAAGUUGCGGUAAGUUCGAGAAAACAUCCUCAAAAAUUCUGUAAAUAUCAUAAUUGUUUUUCCAGAUGAAUGGACCACUUCAAUUGAUCGAUGAUGUUUCAACUUUAUCAAAUCUCGGAAUCGAUGUUGGAUUUUUGAAUGAUGUUCGAAGUGAUUUAUAUAAUAAACCAAAAGAGCCACAAGAAAAUGGAAUUUGUCACAUGAAUACUCAACAACAAUUGAAUCAUAUUGGACAAGGAAUUCAGGAUUUGGCACAUUUGCAGCAGAAUCGACUGCAACAACAACCGCCGCCUUCUUUGAUACAUGUUCAGGAAGCGGGAAGUGUUGAGCAGAAAUUGGCUGAAAAUGUGCAACAACAAUUGGUUCAACAGGUAAUUUCUUUUUUGGAAUUUCGAAUGUUAAGAAUAUUUUUAGAAUUUUGAAAAAAUUCACUGUUUCAAAGUUUUCAUUUGUUAGAAGUUUAGGAAUUUUUAAUUAAUGUUUUUCACUAGAACCUGAAAAUAUAAUCAUGUAUUUUUGGAAUUUCAACACAUUUGAGAGAGAUAUUUUCAGUUAAAAAUCUGAAAUUUAUGGUUUAUAAUUUUUAAAAAUUCUCUAUAAAAUUCCAUUGUUUCAAUAUUUUUUGAAUUUUGAAAAUUUAAAUUUUUCUAUUAUGUGACCUAUUCCAUAAAACUCCACAAAAAUGAACAAAAAAUUUUAUUAUAACAAUUUUUCACUGUUUCAAAGUUUUCAUUUAUUCUAGAAGUUUAGGAAUUUUUAAUUGACGCUGCAUUUUCGGAAUUUCAACACAUUUUAAGUUUGGUGAGGGAUAUUUUCAGCUAAAAAUCUGAAAUUUUCUCAAUUUUUAAAAAUUCUAUGUAAAAUUCCACCGUUUCAAAUUUUUUUGAAUUUUGAGAAUUAAAAUUUUUCUGCUAUUUGAACGGUUCCAACUUUUAAAAAAUAAAGAGAAGAUUUAUUAUACCAAUUUUUCACUGUUUCAAAGUUUUCAUUUACUUUAGAAGUUUAGGAAUUUUUAAUGUUUUUUCAAUAGAACCUGAAAAUAUUAUCUCUUAAAUUCACACGUUCUCAUGUAUUUUCGGAAUUUAGUGAGAGAUAUUUUCAGCUGAAAAUCUGAAAUUUUCAAAAAUUCUCUAUCAAAUUCCACUAUUUCAAAAUUUUUUUGAAUUUUGAGAAUUUAAAUUUUUCUCUGUUUUGUGAACUCUUCUCUUCAACUCCACAAAAAAAAAUUUCAUAUACCAAUUUUCUACUGUUUCAAAGUUUUCAUUUCAUCCAAAUAUUCCAAUUUUGCAGGUUUCAACUCUCACUCAACCAUCCGAUUUGGUGUCAGCUCCAGUUUUACACGACGCAAUGGGUAUGGAAUUCGAUGAUGAUUUGAUGAGCGAAUUUUUCGUCACUACUUAA